CUCUCCGUCAAUUCGCUGGCUCACUCCCUCACCUCCUCAGCACCAUGACCACCUGCAGCCGCCAGUUCACCUCCUCCAGCUCCAUGAAGGGCUCCUGUGGCAUCGGCGGUGGUUCCAGCCGCAUCUCCUCUGUCCUGGCUGGAGGGUCCUGCCGGGCCCCCAGUGCCUAUGGGGGCCUGUCUGUCUCCACCUCUCGCUUCUCCUCUGGGGGAGCCUGCGGGCUGGGGGGCGGUUAUGGCGGUGGCUUCAGCAGCGGCAGCAGCUUUGGUGGGGGCCUAGGUAGCGGCUUUGGUGGAGGAUUUGGUGGUGGCCUUGGUGGUGGCUUCGGUGCUGGCUUGGGUGCUGGCUUCGGUGGUGGCUUUGGCGGUGGUGACGGGCUCCUGGCGGGCAAUGAGAAGGUGACCAUGCAGAACCUGAACGACCGCCUGGCCUCCUACCUGGACAAGGUGCGCGCCUUGGAGGAGGCCAACGCUGACCUGGAGGUGAAGAUCCGUGACUGGUAUCAGAGGCAGCGGCCCGCUGAAAGCAAAGACUAUAGCCCCUACUUUAAGACCAUCGAGGACCUGAGGAACAAGAUCCUUGUGGCCACUGUGGACAAUGCCAAUGUCCUCCUGCAGAUUGAUAAUGCCCGUCUGGCUGCUGAUGACUUCCGCACCAAGUAUGAGACAGAGUUGAAUCUGCGCAUGAGCGUGGAGGCCGACAUCAAUGGCCUGCGCCGGGUGCUGGAUGAGCUGACCCUGGCCAGAGCCGAUCUGGAGAUGCAGAUCGAGAGCCUGAAGGAAGAGCUGGCCUACCUAAGGAAGAACCAUGAGGAGGAGAUGAACUCCCUGAGAGGCCACGUGGGCGGAGAUGUCAACGUGGAGAUGGAUGCAGCGCCCGGUGUGGACCUGAGCCGCAUCCUGAAUGAGAUGCGCGACCAGUAUGAGAAGAUGGCAGAGAAGAACCGCAAGGACGCCGAGGACUGGUUCUUCAGCAAGACAGAGGAGCUGAACCGUGAGGUGGCCACCAACAGCGAGCUGGUGCAGAGUGGCAAGAGCGAGAUCUCUGAGCUCCCGCGCACAAUGCAGAGCCUAGAGAUUGAGCUGCAGUCUCAGCUCAGCAUGAAAGCAUCCCUGGAGAACAGCCUGGAGGAGACCAAAGGCCGCUACUGCGUGCAGCUGGCCCAGAUUCAGGAGCUGAUUAGUGGUGUGGAGGAGCAGCUGGCUCAGCUGCGCUGUGAGAUGGAGCAGCAGAACCAGGAGUACAAGAUUCUGCUGGACGUGAAGACACGACUGGAGCAGGAGAUCGCCACAUACCGUCGCCUGCUGGAGGGCGAGGACGCCCAUCUCUCCUGGCCUCCCAGUUCUCCUCUGGCUCUCAGUCAUCCAGAGAUGUGACCUCCUCCAGCCGCCAGAUCCGCACCAAGGUUGUAGAUGUGCACGAUGGCAAGGUGGUGUCCACCCACGAGCAGGUCCUUCGCACCAAGAACUGAGGCUGCCCAGCACUGCUCAGGCCUAGGAGACCCCUUGCAUGGACCCAGAUCUCACUGUAGGAUCCUCUCUCCUGCCUCCCAAGCACUUCACACCUGGACCCUAUUUUCACCCUUCCUCCCGCCUGGCAAUCAAUACAUGCUUCAUGAUCUGAGUUGCA
Molecule: messenger RNA, 1629 nt
Organism: Otolemur garnettii (small-eared galago)
Lineage: Eukaryota; Metazoa; Chordata; Mammalia; Primates; Galagidae
Product: keratin, type I cytoskeletal 14
Exons: 9
Coding region: 45-1376 (443 amino acids)
Cellular component (GO): keratin filament
Molecular function (GO): structural molecule activity
Source: RefSeq, a predicted model, not a curated record